Molecule: messenger RNA, 1102 nt
Organism: Guillardia theta CCMP2712
Lineage: Eukaryota; Cryptophyceae; Pyrenomonadales; Geminigeraceae
Exons: 6
Coding region: 68-1051 (327 amino acids)
Biological process (GO): plant organ development
Cellular component (GO): chloroplast inner membrane
Source: RefSeq, a predicted model, not a curated record
GAUUCUUCCGAGGACCAUCCUCGUCGUCAUCUUGCUAAGUGGAGUUGAAGCAUUCCAUGGAAAUGUCAUGUUCCGCGGACUCCCGCAUCAUAAGGGGCUCUCCCUGCGAUCAAAUCGCCCCAGCUCCUUUUCUCUCGCCCCGACCUGCACCGGAGGGUCGGGAGGAGGAGGAGUUCGAGCAGGUGGCAGCGGAGGCGGUGAUGGCGGCGGAGGUGGCGACGAUGGGGAUAAAGGGAUCCCCCAGGAUGUUCUUGCCUUGCUGGCCAGCAAGAAGAUCGCCAUAGGUCAAGUUCCAGCUGAUAUCCUUGCAGCUCUGAAGGCAGGGCGUGCUGGGACGGCAGAAAUCAAUGCAUGGAUUCACCUGCAGAGCAAUGCUAUCUUGAAAUUCUUCUCCUCGGUGUCCGCUGGGAUGAGGGACAGGUUGAUCGCAAACGAUCGAUUUCUGGUUGUCAUGGGGAUCGAGCUGCUCAUAGGCUGUGUGAGCAAGAUGGCUGCAGAGAUCCGAGAGAGGUCGCAGAGGAACGCUUUCUGGGACGAGUUGGACUUCGUUGCGUCCGAUAUGGCCCUUGAAAUCAUCGGAGACUUUUCGCUCGUCUGGCUCCUUUCUCCUGCAGCCAAGUUUGCAGCUGAGCCCACGGGCGGCAUCUCAAAAGCCAUCUCCUCCCUCCCCUCCCAUUUCCUCCAGCCUGGUUCCUUCAGCAAGGCACAGCGAUUGGCCUGCUUCGGUUACAAGGCAGCCAUGUUCUGGAGUGUUGGAAUGUUUGCCUCUCUGCUGGGCCACUCGAUGACCAAGUUCCUGCUCGAGUCCAGAGGAGCUGACACAUCGAAGCUUGCGCCUGUUCUUGACAACUCCGUGCAAUGGGCGAACUUCAUGGGUCUUUCGUCCAAUGCUCGUUAUCAGCUUGUGAAUGGAUGGGAAGCUAACAUAGUUCCCAACAUACCUGGAGGAUUCUGGCCACAGACUGCAAUGACAUUCAUCGUGCGAUUCAUGAAUUGCUACUCUGGCGGAGAGCAGUGGAUUUGGUAUGCGAAGUUCAUGGGACUGCAAUGAGACCGCCAGCAGUUAAUGUGCAUGUAGAAUCAGUAAAACAGCAAUGCUGCA